GAUGGACAUCGCAGUGAUUUAGAGGUCGUACCCGUGGGUUCACUGCAACGAGGAAAGCCAGCGUUGGUGCAAGGCAUCGCCACGACCACAAAGCUUUGUAACGCGACAUCUGAGCCUGCAACCGCACAUCUCAAGCACGAAACUGCAGCAGUCAUGGCGCCACCAUGCAUCGGCAUCGACUUAGGUGCAGCAAAAACGAUGGUCGUAGGAGAAACGGGCGAGAUCGUGCGUAAUGAGCUCGGCGGCCACAGUUCGGCGUCGCUCGUCGGCUUUAGUGGAGACGAGAGGUAUGUGGGAGAGGGCGCCGUGGCGCAGCUCGCGACGAAUGCCAAGAACACGGCGCGCAUCGGCGAGCGCCUUCACGGCCGUGCCGAGGGUGGCGGCUUCACGGCGUUCUACGCCGGCGCCGAGACAGCCAUUGCUGAUGACGCUCUAGCAGCGGCACUACUGAGGAACGUCGGCUCAUUAGCGAACAAAACCUUCGGCGGCGUCCAGGCGACGGCCCUAGUCGUGCCUAACGCCUGGGAGGAGUCGCAAAUCGCCACGCUAGCUAGAGCGGCAGCAGCCGGGCUCGACGGUGGCGUGGAGUUUGUGAAGGCAGAUUCAUGCUUAAGGCUGGCCUACGAGAAGCGCCACGCGACGAACCUGGAGAAGGACGAGACUAGAGUUGUGGCCUUUGUGGACGUUGGUAGGUGUGCUGCCUCUUGCGUCGUGUGCUCCUUUACCCAGGAAGAAUCGUCGAUCCUAGCGUCCGAAGCUUCUACCGAUGGCACUUACGCGGGCACCGCAGCCUUAGAUGCGUUGGUCUACGACUACUUGCUCAUAAAACUGCCGAAGGGCGUCGACAAACCGGUAGCAGGAUCGAAGAAGGGUCUGCGACUACUAAAUGCCUGUGAAAGAUUGCGAGUACUCCUGUCAACCAUGGAUUUAGCUAAAGUGACCUGCGAGAACUUGGGGGAGGAAAGGGACGUGCCCCUAGAAUUAACGAGAAAGGAGCUCGAGGAGGUCUGCGCGCCUGCGCUGAAGGGUUUAUAUCACUUGUUGGAACGAGCCAAAAUGGGCGCCGGCAUGGUCGUCGACGCCGUCGAACUGGUGGGGGGCGGGUCGCGCGUCUGUGCGGUCCGUAAUUGCGCGGGCGAGGUCUUCGGCACGUCCACUUUCGGCGCGAAGAUGGACGACGCGUCGUUAGCUCAUGGGGCUGCCUUAGCUCUGGCGACGGAGCGCGACGCGCGGAAGAACGUCUGGUUGCAACGAGAGGCGCUUGUUGCCGCGCAAUCGAGGUCUCAUGAGAACACGAAGUUGCUGGACGAGGCGAAGGCAAACCUGGACAAGGAGGAGAAGGCCGCGGCGUUCAAGGCGCAAGAAGCGGCCGCGGAGAAACCGGAGAACGGCGACGGCGACGAGGCCCCGGUGCCCGCCGCGGAAGACGCGCCCGAGUCGACGCUGCAGAUCCGCGUCCGCGUCCUCUCGCAAAAAGCUGAGGAUUUGAAGGCGGACGAGCGGAAGGUGACUUCCGCACUAGAACAAGCCGCGGACGUCGCUGAUAGAGCUGCGAAGGUCUUAGCCACAAGGCCCGAGACCGACGCGGUUGAGCUGAGGAAAGCCGAGGACGCCAUGUGUGAGAGGGACGAAGGUGUGCGAUUGGUCGCGGAGCAGCGGAACGCCCUCGAGACGUGUGUCUUGGAAUUACGGGCCGCGAAGAACGGCUCGCACUACAAGCUUUUUGAGGAGAAGGCGGUGGAAUUUGGUGACUUACUCCAGGCCGCCGAGGACUGGCUCUGGUCGGACGAGGCGUCGAACGCCGACGCCAUCGCGCAGAAGAAGGAGCAGGUCCUCGCGGAUGCCAAAGCUCUGGUACCGGAGUACUUCGCCAAGGUCGAGGCGGAGCGGUUAGCUACUGAAAAAGAACUAGAAAAGGAAGCGGCGACGGCGACGAACGAGGAUGAUGAUGAUGAGCGAAGGGAGGAUCGCAUCAACGCGGAUACGCGAAAGUUGAAAUUCGCCGACCGAUUUCGAUUGGUCGAGAAAAAUAAAGCGGAGGGCACGGAGUUAUUUAAAGAUGGCAAUAUUCAUCAUGCCGCCAAACGGUAUAAGGACGCUCUAGGUCAUGCCUCGAAGCUGCGGGAGUACGACUUGGGACCCGACGACGCCGCGAAGACCAAAAAGAUAAAGGUGGACUUACAUGUGAACAUGGCCCUGUGCUGGACGAAGCUCCAGAACAACGACCAAGCUUUAAAGAGUGCCGGCGAAGCCCUGGCCCUGGAACCGGCCCACCCGAAGGCCCUUUACCGAAGAGCCGCGCUCUACGAAAAAACCUCAAAAUUCGACGAGGCCAAGGCCGACCUCAAACAGGUCUUGAAGGCCAACGAGGCCGACAAGGCCGCGCUUGCCCUCAUGAAGCGCGUCGACGCGCAGCUCGCGCGGCAAAAGGCGAAAGCCAAAAAGAUGGCGGCGAAGAUGUUCGCCUAGGGCGUUUUAAUAUUGGAAGUUUU
Pelagomonas calceolata is the source of this 2492-nucleotide messenger RNA. The record is from the annotation of a GenBank genome assembly. Lineage: Eukaryota; Pelagophyceae; Pelagomonadales; Pelagomonadaceae.